Hypoxylon trugodes is the source of this 2598-nucleotide messenger RNA. RefSeq lists its product as uncharacterized. Bases 1 to 2598 code for a protein of 865 amino acids. The record is from RefSeq and is a predicted model, not a curated record. Lineage: Eukaryota; Fungi; Ascomycota; Sordariomycetes; Xylariales; Hypoxylaceae. Gene Ontology annotation, cellular component: cytoplasm; ubiquitin ligase complex. Gene Ontology annotation, biological process: positive regulation of proteasomal ubiquitin-dependent protein catabolic process; ubiquitin-dependent protein catabolic process; protein polyubiquitination. Gene Ontology annotation, molecular function: ubiquitin conjugating enzyme binding; zinc ion binding; ubiquitin protein ligase activity. The transcript has 4 exons.
AUGGCACGAUCCCAGUAUGCCGCAGCCAAGCACCGGUCCAGACGUCGACACCAGACACGCAGUCCCUCCCCAUCUCGCCACACUGAUUGGGACUCACGACAUGUUCCCCUUCCCCAUUCGCUGCCUUACCGAUCCCGAGAACCUGAAAUACGGAGGCUCGCCGGUACCAACCUAAAAAUUUAUUCCCAUCGAGGUGCACCACUGCCCGAAGAAAACAUUGACGACGAUUCCGACGACGACCCAAUGCCUCACCCCCAGCAGCAACUCGCUCGGCCAGCUGCCGUCGCCCCCCGGAACGGCAAGGGCCGUGCCGUAUAUCUCGAAGUGGAAGAGGACGACGAUGAAGAUGAUAACGAACAAAUGAUAUCGAGACUUCGAUCUAGAUCUAGACCCCGGACACAGUCACGGUCCAGAACCAUAUCGAGGAGGCAAUCAAGGGCGCGAUCGAAGGCUAGAAGCACAAGUAGCAGCGGGGACGAUGAAACCUACGAGCUUUCACCCCCGCGAUCGACCCCUCUGUAUCGUUCCAGGCCAACUUCGAGACUUCCAUCGCCAUCAACCUCCAGGAGUUCAAGUGUCGAUUCCGAUUCAACCACGUCUACACAGGAAGACCGAUUAAAGCGUCGAACUCGCAGAGGAAGGGUGAGUGUACCGGUCACACCACCACCGCCGCCUCCACCUGCACCCCCCGCCGACCGGGCCGACCGUCGACGGCAUCGGCGUAGACAUCGAGAUAGAUCCGCGUACAGGACCCCCGACACCGAUUCCGACGAUGAUGAAGUACCCGUACCCGUGUACGACACUACACUCCGUUUGCGAGAGAGAUCCAAGUCGCUGCCGCGUUCGGCAAGAAACUCAAGGAACAACUUAACAUCACGAAGUAACUCUCGGGUGCGUGCACCUCGAGAGCGACUUGAUGAAGCAGGCCCUAGUACCUCGACGAAAAGACCACAACGGAGGAGGUAUUAUGACUCUGACACGGUAUACGUUGAGAAACCCUCGCUUCCACGGGCAAACACUGUUCCCAUCCCACGUGGGACUGCUGAAAGUAUGAGUUCCUCCUCAACACAUUCAUCACCUUUUCUAAAUAGGUUUACGGGUCCAGGACUUUCAUCGCCGCCCGAUAAACAUGCCAAGAUGGGUGAAUGUGUCGUCUGCCUCGAUGACCUCCCAGCGAGCAAGAUGGCCAAGCUGAAGUGUGGACACCGCAUGUGCAAGUCAUGCCUCAAGCGCAGCUUCAAGCUCUCCGUCAAAGACCCAGCACAGAUGCCGCCGAGGUGCUGCACAGCCGAUUGCAUCCCGUUGAAGCACGUCGAGAACUUAUUCGACAUUGACUUCAAGAGGACCUGGAACCGGAAGUUCCAUGAAUUUUCUACCCGGAACCGCCUCUACUGUCCCGGCAAGAGGUGUGGGCAGUGGAUCAGACCCGACCAGAUUACUCGCCACCGAAACGGUCGUAAGAUAGGCCGUUGUGGCAGCUGUGAUACUCGAGUUUGCUGUGACUGCAAUAAUAGAUGGCACGGCUCUACUGCAUGCCCUGUGGACGAGGAAACGAACCAGAUUUUACAGCAGGCCAAAGAAGAAGGAUGGCAGCGUUGUUACAAUUGCAGGAAUAUGGUUGAGUUGAAAGAAGGCUGCAACCACAUGACUUGUCGUUGUGGUGCCGAAUUCUGUAUGAUAUGUGGGUUGAAGUGGAAGACUUGUGAAUGCCCAUGGUUUAAUUACGACGGUGCCGAUUUAGAUCAUUUUGAUCAUAUGCAGAUCCCAGAACCGAUAAUAGACCGCGAGAGGCUUAGUCGCAGGAGUACUCCAGCCGCGGCCGUGGGCAUGGAUGCUAGGCGAGUAUCACCUGGUACUGGGUUACGGAUUCGACCAAGCGCAGCAGGCUACGAUGAGGAACUACUUGCUAGACGUAUGCAAGUACAACGAGAUGAGGAAUUUGCACGACGCCUUCAAUACGAGGAUGACGAAGACGACUAUAUGGAUCCUGCCGAAGACAUAGUUCCUAUGAGGAACAGCACAGAGCACUUCAUGAAUCCGGGUUACAGACGUCGAGCUAAGACCGUGAUCGCACCACCAGCCCCUGCACCGCCAGUACCCCCGGCACCAUUCGAAAGAACAAACUCAGUUAUAGACUACGUCACUGGAGUGAACAGGGCUCGAGGUGUCCGUGCCAACUCGAUGGAACGUCGCCUCGCGGAUCGAUUCGAACAGCGUCAGGAUAACGCCCCUGCCCGCCAUUCAUUUGGACAGCCUAUUCCACCCCCUCCCGCUCCUCCACAUGCUAUGGGUCCGCCGCCGCCGCCGAUGCAACAAGUACCCCUCGGAGGACCGCCCACUUACAUGCGGAGACAUACUGCCGAUGAAGAUCUAUACGAGGCUCCGCGAAUCGGUCGACUUCCGAGGAGAGCUUCGACCCGCAGCUAUGUCGAAGAACCGACAUAUUAUGAAGCCGGUCCCCGAAUCCGUCGCCGAGAGCGAGCACAUUCUACAUCACCUAAAGAUUCGGUUCUCGCCGGUCUCACUGGUCCCGGGCGUGGGAUGCAUCGCGUUUACGAGUGGGUUAAUCACGUCGAGGGAGCUGUACCCGCCACUUAG